AUGCGGACUGAAUUGGGGCCCCUGGCCGAGCGAGACCCGCCACCUGACUUGACACCUCUACAGCCGAUCUCUUAUUCAGCAUUGUUUUGGAUGGAGCAUUUCAGAAGCUCGGCAUUGGACACGAGUUCUGAUGUGGCUAUGCAAGAGAAGGCUGCCGAUAUUGUGUACAAUUUUGUCCAUGCAAAGUAUAUUUACUGGUUGGAGGCCCUCAGUCUGCUGAAGGGUUUGUCCAACCUGGUGAAGCCUUUGCGAGAGCUGACCAGAUUCAUGGCAAGUCUCAAUUUGGAGCAACAUCAGAACCUACUACAUGACGCAACCCGCUUCUUGUUGGCACAUAAAUCCAGCAUCGAGGUCGCGCCGAUGCAGGUUUACGAUCCUGCACUUUUGCUAAGCCCGUCUAGAAGUCUCAUCAGGGAAAUUUUCAGCGACAAAGGCGAAGAGCCCGAGUGGUUGACAAUAGAACGCGGAGUUGAAGAGAACUGGGACGUGUCUGCUUUGACCUUUGAAGGUCAUAAGAGUGACGUGAGAUGUGUUGCGUAUUCACAUGACAGUCAGCGCCUGGCUUCAGGUUCCGAGGACGGCAUAAUUAAGAUUUGGGACUCCAGCACUGGAGACUGUCUAUUGACAAUUGAAAGCCAGACGGGCGAGCUGCUGACUGUGGCCUUCUCCCACGACAGCCGGCAACUAGUUUCAUAUUGCAACGACAAACCGAUCCCAUUGGACAGCAAACCGGGAAGAGGUGCAAUCAGCAUAUGGGAAACAAGCACUGGCCGCAUGCGUUUCAGAAUACCGACCGGAGAUGAUUGGGAUAUGAUAUCGCCGAUCAUUUUCUCCCACGAUAGCCAGAGGCUCACUUUAAAAUCUCUGACCACACUGCAUAUCCGGGACGUCCACACGGGCGAUUGUCUGGAAAAGGUUUGA
This is a messenger RNA of Akanthomyces muscarius, 921 nucleotides long. RefSeq lists its product as uncharacterized. The record is from RefSeq and is a predicted model, not a curated record. Lineage: Eukaryota; Fungi; Ascomycota; Sordariomycetes; Hypocreales; Cordycipitaceae. The coding region runs from base 1 to 921 and encodes 306 amino acids. The transcript is spliced from 2 exons. Gene Ontology annotation, molecular function: protein binding.